Molecule: messenger RNA, 3161 nt
Organism: Closterium sp. NIES-67
Lineage: Eukaryota; Viridiplantae; Streptophyta; Zygnematophyceae; Desmidiales; Closteriaceae
Source: the annotation of a GenBank genome assembly
UUAUUAUCCAGGCUUCGUGUUACAGCCGUCCUACCGGCAUGAUCUCGUCUUGUCAUUCCGUUUUUCUCCGUGGGAAAGAGAUUGCGCCGCGCCAUCGCGUUUCAAGCUCGUGAAUCCGCCACUCUUCGUAGUUCGCGGGUAUGGAGGAGGAUUGGGAGGAGGACGUUUUCGAUGCGUCGCAGCGGGACGCGACUCAGGGGGAGGACAAUAGAACCUACAUUGGCAGCGUGCUGGUCAACAUUAAAGGCCUUCAGCACUAUCCGGGGACCGUCAAUCCUAGAGAGAUGGUUCGCCUGAUUCGCGAGCCGAACAACCCGCACGACCGCAACGCCAUCCGAGUGGAUAACAUCCGAGGGCAGAGGGUGGGCCACAUCGACCGCAACAAGGCGUGCCACCUGGCGCCACUUGUGGACUCGGGAUUGGCCGCGAUCGAAGGGCUGGUGAUGCGAGGAACCAAGAAUGUAUACACCAUGCCGUGCCACGUGUGCAUCUUUUGCGCUCCCGAAUCUGCUCCUGAAGUCGCAUCUCGCCUGCAGUCGGCCAGAAUGCCGCUUCUAGAAACCAACACCCUCCCUACUUCAGAGACAUUCGGGGAAGCUCCCCCCUCUGCUUCGUUACAGUCUGCUUCGUUUCAGACUGCUUCAGCUGCUGCGUCUGCUGCCGCAUCAGCUGCUGCCGCUUUAGCGCAGAGAGGGGCGGUGAUGAGUCCAGCAGAGCAGGAUAAGGCGGUCUUAUCCAUGUUUGAUGACCUGGCACGCCAGGUGGAGGCGGAUCGGCCGACCGAGGAUCCUCCUCGCCACGUCAUCAAGUCGUCCCUCCUGCCACAUCAGAAGCGGGCGCUGGCGUGGAUGAUCAAGAGGGAAAGCGCGAGGAAGCUUCCGCCAUUUUGGAAGGCAGGGGCUCUAGACUCAGGCAGUAGACAAGGCAAGAGAGGAGGGAGAGGUGAAGGAGGGAGAGGAAGAGGCAGACAGGAGGAGCGCCCCAAGGCGCUGAGGGGAGGCAUUCUGGCGGACGACAUGGGGCUGGGGAAAACGCUCUCGCUGCUCUCCCUUGUUGCCGCCACCAGUGGAGCUGCUGGCGGUGAUGGACAGGAGCCGGAGCACAGCAAGGCGACGCUAGUGGUGUGCCCUCUGUCCGUGCUGUCCAACUGGACAGCGCAGCUUUCGGAGCACGUGGUGCCAGGAGCUCUGAGCUACUACGUCUACCACGGGCCCGACAGGGUCAGAGACCCCUCGUUCCUCUCCUCCUUCGACCUGGUGUUCACCACUUACAACAUUCUGGCGUCUGAGUGCCCCCCUCCCUCUGCUCCUGACGCUGCUGCUGCUGCUGCUGGGGGUGGGGGUGGGGGUUCAGGGAGGGUGGCAGCGGAACGGGCGGACAGUCCGCCGCCCUCCCCUCCGUCCAUCCCUGGGUGCCCGGGGAUGCUCAUGCCUGCUUAUGCCGGCAUGCCAGGGGCGCGAGGGAGAAAGAGGAAGGCGGCAGGGGCAGCAGGGCAGGGGCAGAGGAAGCGAUGGGGGCUGGCAGGGGCGGUGGGAGGCGUAGCAGGAGGAGCAGGAGGAGCAGGAGGAGCGGCAGGAGCAGCAGGGGCAGCGGCAGCAGGAGGGGGGCCACUGCUGCAAGUGCAGUGGAGGAGAGCGAUCCUAGACGAGGCGCACGUGAUCAAAUCGGUGCGGUCGCGAGCAGCAAGGGCGGCGACAGCCUUGCAGGCGGAGAGGCGGUGGGCAGUGACGGGCACGCCGGUGCAGAACGCACUGGGAGACCUCUUCUCGCUGCUCUGCUUUCUUCAAUUGGACCCGCUCAAUGAUCGAUCAAUCUGGGUCAGGGCGAUCGAGCGGCCGAUGAGGGAGCGCCAGCAGAUUGGGCUGGACAGACUGCGGGCGCUUGUUCUCACCACUGCUCUGCGCCGCACCAAGGACAUGCAGGUGAACGGCCGGCCGCUGCUGUCCCUCCCUCCCAAGACUGUGCGAGUGCUGCCAGUCGACCUGCUGCCAGACGAUCGAGACCUCUAUGACCGAGUGCAGGAGGAGGUGCGACGGCUUGUGGGUGGCAUGAUGGCACAGGGAACGUUGAUGAAGAACUAUGCUACAGUGCUCGAGAUGAUCCUACGGCUCAGACAGAUUGCAGAUCACAGGGGCCUUUGUCCACCGCAUGUCCUUGAGGCCAUUGCUGCGUCCGCUGCUGCAGCGGAGGAGGCAGACAGGAACCAGGGUCUAAAAGCCGCAGUUCCUCUGGACCCCCUUCUGAGUCAGAAGCUUCUGGAACUCCUGGCAGCAGGCGCAGCAGAUGAGGACUGUCCCAUCUGCCUCUCGCCUCCCACCCUUCCGGUCAUGACUCCCUGUUUCCACAUCUUCUGCCGCCGCUGCAUUCGCCGAGUGUUCUCCAUCCAGAAGCAUGCGUGCCCCAUGUGCAGAGCGCCAGUAGACGAGGCUCAUCUGGUGGAGGCUCCGCCUGAUGUUACAGAAGGAGAUGGAGAUGGUGCUAAUGGGGACCCUGCAAAAGGGAGCUUGAUGAGAGGGAUUGAGGGGAAUGCAAGUGCCAAGAUUGAUGCUCUUAUUGCUGCUCUUCAUGAGCCUCUUCAGGUGCCGCCAGGGUACCAACCCCCAGAAGGAAGAGAUGGAGGGCCUGGUGCGUUAGGGGCAGAGGGUGGGAGGCAGAGCCAGCAGCCAAGGCUGAAGAGUGUUGUGUUUUCUCAAUUUACUCGAAUGCUGGAUCUGGUGCAUGAGAGGUUGCAGGCUGCUGGAUCUAAGUGCUGUAGAUUGGAUGGCCGCACCAAACUAAGUGCGAGGGAGAAGGCCAUUGAAGAGUUCAGUCGAGUGGAUGAAGAUUCUCCAACAGUCUUUCUCGUGGGGCUCAAAGCAGCAGGUGUUGGUUUGAACCUGACAGCAGCAUCACGGGUGUUUCUUCUCGAGCCCUGGUGGAAUCCUGCUGUGGAGCAGCAAGCAAUGGACCGUGUCCAUCGCAUUGGACAGGAAAACCCAGUUGAUGUUGUGCGACUAGUUGCAGCUGGCAGCAUAGAAGAACGAAUGCUGAUGCUUCAGGAGAAGAAGAGGGCUAUUGCCCGUGCUGCCUUCGAGCGUAGAUCACCUGAAGAUCAACAACUAUUGCGCAUGGACGAUGUGCGUCUGCUGAUGGACAUGUGAUGUGAGGCACAGGAAUCAGUG